AACCCCAAUACAUCUAUCUUCCCCUCACUGGGAAGCAAUUAGAAAUGUUAUUUCAGACUGAUUUGAAUUGGCAAAUUGGACUAAGUGGAUAUUCAGGGGAACUUAGUUGUCACCUACUAAAAAACAAAUUACUACAAUUUUUAUAUUACAUCCCUAUUAUUAUACCAAAAUAAAUAGUAGGCAGGAACCUAUUUCUGGAGCAUUAACUGUUUUUACUGAUAGUUCAUCUAAUGGUAAAGCUGCUUAUCAUGCAAUCAAUUCAGACCGAUUCAUCCAGACCAGUCACAUUUCUGUGCAAAGAAUUGAAUUAGAAGAUAUCAGGGCUGCAUUGCAGGAUUUCCAAGAGCCUCUUAAUAUUAUUUCUGAUUCUGCCUAUGCUGCUGGCCUGGUAAAUAGAAUUGAGACUGCUCAAUUAAAAUGGCUCAGUGACUGAAGUUUAUUUAUACUAUUUAAGCAGGUACUGCAAAUUGUACAGCAAAGACAAUGCCCCUUUUAUAUUACUCAUAUCAGGGCUCAUACCACCCUGCCUGGUCCUUUAACUAAAGGAAAUGCAUAAGCCGAUCAAUUGGUUGCUUUAUUAAAACAGGCCACAGAAUCUCAUCAGCUUUUACAUCAGCCUGCCAAAAUAUUGUCUAAAUAAUUCUCAAUCUCUCAAUAGCAGGCAAAACAGAUUAUCAAGGAAUGUCCCACUUGCAUGUUAUAUCUGCCUACAGGAAUUAACCCUCCAGGAUUGAUAAGGGACCAUAUCUGGCAAAUGGAUGUAACACACUGUGCUCCUUUUAGACACCUGGGGGCAUUGAAUGUCUCUGUAGACACUUUUUCAAAGGUCCUAUGGGCCACUGCAUCUACAGAGGAAAUGGUGAAACAGGUCAUUAAUCAUUGCCUAGCUGCUUUUGCUGUUAUGGGAAUUCCAAAAAAAUUAUAAAAACUGACAAUAAAUCUAUAUACACAAAUUCAUUUCCAGCAAUUUUGUACAAAAUGGAAAAUUCAACACAUUAUGGGAAUACCAUACAAUUCCCAAGGACAGGCAAUUAUAGAAAGUCAACAUCAGUGGCUAAAAUCCCAACUUGAAAAAUAAAAAGGGGAAUAGUGAUGCUGGAGAAAUAUCCUGUAAAUAGACUACACCAAGCCUUAAUUACUUUAAAUUUUUUCACUUAUAACCCUGAUGGCAAGACACCUAUGGAAUUACACUGGUGUCAGAAUAAGCCAAAGGAAAAUGGUUUGGUUAAAUGGAAAGAUCCUGAGUCUGGUUUAUGGAAAGGUCCUGACACUUUGUUAACCUUUGGUCAAGGAUAUGCUUGUGUAUUUCCAGAAAACUCUUCCAAGCCUGUGUGGAUUCCAGCAAGAAACAUUAAACUCCAACAUGGAUCCGAGAGAGGAACUGACUAGACUAAUGAGGACCUUGCAGAUGGAGCCUCACCCUGUACCUGUGGCUGCAGACAGACAACUACUCCAGCCCCAAAUAGCAGUAGCCCCAAGAAACAUGCUGGAGAUAAGGAAUGGGAGGAGAAUGAGACAGAGGAGAAACAGUCCAGGGAUGACCUGGGGGAUGGUAAAGAACCUUGCCAUGCUAGCAGUCAUCAAUUGUGUGAUGGUGCAGGUUGUCCUGGACAAAGCAAGAGAAGGUCGGACCUGCAUUGCCAUUGCCCACCGUUUGUCCACCAUCCAGAACUCGAAUAUUAUUGCUGUCAUGUCACAGGGGACAGUGAUUGAGAAGGGGACCCAUAAAGAAAUGAUGGCCCAGAAAGGAGCCUACUACAAACUAGUUCCUUAGAUGCCUGACAGCAAUUUAAAAAGGACAUGAAAGAAUUUAAUCCCUUUCACUGGAUCUCCCUACAUCUGCCUCUUAGUAUAACCACUAUUGUCUGUCUCAUUCUUGUUCUUAUAUGUUUAUUUCUAGUCUGCAGAUGCAGAAUCUGAAAAGGACUCAAGCUCUACAGACGUCAUACACUUUUCAAGAUUUAUUAAGAAAACAAAAAAAGGGGGAGAUGUGGGGAGCCACUCACUGCUGGUGUAUCAUGAGAGUGCACCAAGGAACACAAAAGGCUGAUAGACCUUGGUUGUUGGCAGGGCUGAUGCUAAGCACCAUUGUUUGUGUUGAGAUAGUGGUGGCUCGAAGCAAUUUUCUGACCUAAUAGCCUCAAAGUAAAUGUUUACUGGACCUUACUAAUUUUUACUGAUCUUUAUUGACCUUAGAGAUGGUCUGUCUGCCAUCUGUUUGCUGUGCUUUACUGAGGGCAAGAUGUGUAUCUAAAACUGAAUAAAAAACAGAUAAGGCCAGGUUUUGAUGUGCCUCUUCAAGAAACAAGGUCUCCACUUGCCCCCCCAUGCUUUCUAAAUUCAUAUUUCUUGUAUAGCAUUUUCAUUUGUGUGUUGGCCCCUCCUUCAGAUCCUGAACCCCACUGUGAAGAUUACGGCAAUAAUUGAAAAACAAAAUAAAAAUCCUUUACCUAUACACACAAAAAAUUGCAGACCCUCAUACUUCCAGAAUCUAUUGGAUCAGAAUUUUUCAUUUUAAUAAACUGAUGAAGAAUGGCAUUUUAUGAAUUUAACCUAGAGGUGUGCAGUAUGA
This is a messenger RNA of Myotis myotis, 2572 nucleotides long. Its product is annotated as lipid A export ATP-binding/permease protein MsbA-like. Gene Ontology annotation, molecular function: ATPase-coupled transmembrane transporter activity. The record is from RefSeq and is a predicted model, not a curated record. NCBI's taxonomy places the organism in Eukaryota, Metazoa, Chordata, Mammalia, Chiroptera, Vespertilionidae.